GAAAACAACUUCAGGUGACAUAACUGUCAACAACAUUGUAGCUGACAUUUGACAUGGACGAUAUUAAAAAACAAAUAAAUCACUUAUUUUCAGCAUUUUAAACUCAUUUGGCUUCAAAAUCUACAUAAUACUAAUUCAAUUUUUCUAAAAGAAUUGCCCGCACUUGAUUGCAUUAUUGAGGUGGCCAAGUUUGUUUUGGAAGCAUUUACUAGAAUUACAUCUAGCUCUAGAGGUUUUUGUUACACUCGAAUAGAUAUUAAAUGAAAAUAAUGGCAAUUGGUUCACUGCUUAACACAUCGUAAUGAUUCCACUGACGAUUAACAAACUUUUAUUCUUCUAAUUAAUGCAAACGAAUGGCGACGUUCUUUCUAAAACAGACACUUGAUUGGGGAGGUAAACGGCAAACUCAAGAUACUUCAUUCACUACUCAGUCGGUAACAGAAUCCGUCCUUUACCGAUUGAAAUUGACAGGUGGUAAGGUGGGAAAUUGAAAUUAGAAAUGUUUUUGAAUAUGUUUAAAAAAACUGAUAAGAGUAUCAUAUAUUAUUAUAAAUUUAGUGCGUCACCAAUUUAAGUAUAACUAAUUCUGUUGUAUAAAUGUGAAAGAUUUAUCUUUAAAUAAAAAUUGAAUUAUAGGAGGAAUGUUUAGUUGUAAUAAAUCUUUUAUAUACUAGAUGGCAUACGUAUUCUUAAGAACUAACAGUUUCAGCAGAAAACAAGAAUAUAUAAUUGAAAUGUUAUAAACCUAAUUAUUGUUUGGUAACAGCACAUUCAACACUUAAAUUUUUGAAAUUAACAUUAUAAGUGGUUUUUGGGAACCAUUUUAUAUUUUUCCUAAUGCUAACUUUUCACGAUGCUCGUUCCCAACAAUUUUUAUUUAUAUGAUCCUUUUCUCUAAUCUACCAAGUUAUUGGAAUAAAUAAGGGAAAAGGAAAAAUAAUCGGCCCUAAUUAAUAGCUGAAACAGUUUUGCAUAAUAUACAAACGGAAUGAAUGAAUGAGUACCUAUUAUAUAUUUUAAACCAAAAAAUAUAUCAUAAUCUAAAAAAUUGUCAGUCUAUGCUGUUAUGAUUAUUAUUAAAAAUUAUUUAUAUCGACAUGAUUCCUUGAAAUAAUAGUAAUAUUUUCUUCUAUAUUAUACAGUAUAUUUUGGUAGAGUCGGUACUGUUUUCAAAUUAAAAUAAUCAUUUUAAUGUGAAAUAAUCGGAAUAGAUCAUAGUUUUGAAACUAUUUUUGCACAGAGUGAAUCAUUAUGUAAUUUUCAAAUUUCUAAUAUUCUAAUUCUCUAAUAACGAUAUUAAAUGCAUAGGAAAUGAAUAAACAUAAUUUGGUUUUAAAUAGUUACUAUGUCUAUAAAAUAUGUAAAAAUUGUUCAAAUAACCAAGACAAAUAUGAAGUUAAGAAGUUGAAUGACCUACUUGUAAAAGUUUCCUGUACCUCUAUUGUGAUAUUAGUUUCUCAUUUAGAAUAAUCUUGAGUAGAUGGCAUGUAUAAAUUAUUGCGUGAAUUUAAGAGGUUUGACAUAAUAUUGUAUAAAAGUGUCAUUUAUAUUAUGUACUAAAUACUUUGAUAGUUUGCAUUGGCCAGUAUAGUUCAAAAAAGCCGUAUGAGAAGAGGCCUUCGUAUUCAAGUAGGUUUAUUUUGAGUUGGUAUUUAGCAUAUCCUAUAAGAGGGAAAUAGACCGAGAGUUAUUAGAGGUAAAAAAAGAUAGAUUAACAAUAACGUCAAACAAGUAUACAAACAGAUCCCACGUGACAAUGGAAAGUUACGACAAACGUCAAACAUAGAUAUGAAAGUAAAAACUUGUUUACAAGAAACUAAAUAUGGUUGAAGAAAAUAGAGAAUUUAAAGAUGAGGAUGAUAAUGAAUAUAAGUACUUAAAACAAAAAAUAGACAGAGAAGACUACAUGAAAAAAUUGCAAAUAUGGCUGGACGAAGCAAGGUUAUUGCAUUACAAUAUCUGUUCUUAUAAUUUGGCAGAUGUUAGAGAAAGCUUUGGUCAGCGGUUUCCGAAUCCACUUAUUAAUUUACAAAACGAAAAUUUUCAGAAUGUGCUCCAUCAAAGAUUUUCGUUUCUGGCGAGUCAGAAUUUUCAAAAUCCAUUCCUUCAAACAGUUGGACAGCCAUCUCAAAGAACGAUACCAAGUACUUAUGAAUUUGUUGUACCACCAUUAUGGAAGAGAGCAGCAGCAGAGCUUAUGGAUUUCUUACUACUGUUAUUAUUUAAAGUUGCUAUGACCUUUAUAUUAUUGGAAAGUUUUGACAUAGUAGAUAUGGGAUUCUAUGGCAUUGAAUUUUUCCAAAAAAAUUUAGAUAGCUCUGAUGGCACUCUACCUAUGGCUGUGGAACUACUUACAUUGGAACUUUUACAUCGUAUGAUAGUAUGUGUGUAUGAGGCCUAUUGCUUGAAAGGAAAAUUCUGUGCAACACCUGGCAAAAGAUAUAUGGGAUUGAUGGUAGUAACAGCGGAAAAUAUAACACCUGUUCCCAACAGGCAAUUUGAAACAGUUUCUGUAACAAGACCAAAACCAUUGGGUUGGCAAAGAUCAUUAAUACGUGCUACCUUAAAAAAUCUAUUUGUAGGGCUAUUUUUACCAUUAUGUAUAGCUUUCUAUAUUUUUCCCCACAACCGAACCAGUUAUGAUAUUGUGUCUAAAAGCUUAGUUGUGGAAUACCACCACGAAUUUAUGAUCUACCAUUCCACUUUGUAGUUAUUUAUCAAAUAAGCCAAAUUCUAUGUGAUAUUGUUUUAAAAUAUUUUCUCUAUUUUAUCAAUAAACAUGCUCAGCCCAUAUUGUAUUUAUAUAAAUAGUAUUUCAAAUUAUUGUUAAUAAAACUAGUGUCUCGUCAACAGUAUGUAUAAACAGUAAGACACUAUAUUGGUAUUUACAUAAAGCAGAACGAUAAUAAAGGUGUAUGUGGAAAA
Diorhabda carinulata is the source of this 2925-nucleotide messenger RNA. Its product is annotated as protein FAM8A1. The transcript is spliced from 4 exons. The record is from RefSeq and is a predicted model, not a curated record. NCBI's taxonomy places the organism in Eukaryota, Metazoa, Arthropoda, Insecta, Coleoptera, Chrysomelidae. The coding region runs from base 1823 to 2710 and encodes 295 amino acids.